Entrophospora candida is the source of this 1956-nucleotide messenger RNA. The record is from the annotation of a GenBank genome assembly. NCBI's taxonomy places the organism in Eukaryota, Fungi, Glomeromycota, Glomeromycetes, Entrophosporales, Entrophosporaceae.
AUGCCACCAUUAAAUAAUGAACAGUUGGCUGAAUUAAAUAGUGAAAGCAUUGAAGAAAAAGAUGAUAAUGUAGAAGAAAUUGAAAAGAAAUUUAAAAAUUGGCUCCUUCAACCUGAUCAAGAGUACGAGUACAAUUUAAGCUCUCAAUUGGAAGAGGCAGGAGACGAACUUAAUGAUUUAACUUUUGGAACAGAAGUAAAUAUUGGAAAAGAUUUUGAUUUUUUUGAAAAUAAUACUAAAAUUACCGAUACAAUAAAGAAUGAAGAAGCUUUAUAUGUUAAUCGAGGGGAAGACUUUAAUGCGGAAUUUUUCGAUGAUAUAAAUAAUCAUAGGGCAUCUUCCUAUUCAUCUUUAUGGGGAAAUGAUCCAGAGACUAUAGCCAAUGGAAAAUCUGGACAUACAAAAGAAAUUAUAGGAACACCAACGUUACCCGAGUCACCAAUAAGUCCUUCAAUAUGGGGAUCUUUUCAUCCUCAAUCAAAUCGUAGAGAUUCUCUUAGUCUUAUUCAAGAAAGUAAUAAUAUCAAUAACAUGACAGGUCAUUACGGUAUUCCUCAACGAUACCCUCCUCUCCAAACAUCUCCUCCACCUGGGGGAAUUCCUGAAAAAAGGAUGUUGAGUUUAGCAGAAGUUGAGGCUGCUAUAUUAGGUUUAAAUGGUAUCCCUCCUCCUCUUCCUAUGUUUCCUUCAACAACAGAUGCUGCUUUGAGAGAACAGGAAAAAAUAUCAAAAUACAAUGGUCUUAUGACCCAAAGUGAUAAAGAUUAUGUAAACCGCAUUCAAAUAUCACAGCUCGUUACUGAUGAUCCUUAUGCUGAUGACUUUUAUUGUCAAGUUUAUUCCGCAGUGCGAUCACGACAACCACAACCACACAUGGGUAACUUUUCACAUCAUCAUGGUGGUAAUAAUGGUGGAGGUUUCAUGGGUCAUGAACGUGGUCGACAUCGAAGUAGAGGAUCAGAAAGCGGUUUAUUCAAGAUGCAACAACAAGUUUUACGAAUAGUAAAUGAUGCUAGAAGGAAACCAAAGUUAACCCAGCUAUCACUUGAAGGUGCUUUGGGUAAAAUUGCACUUAAUUCAGUUCGUAAUCCUAGGCAAUUAUUACAAGUUUCUGCAAAACCACAUGAUACGCAUAAUGCAACUGUUAGUUCUCCUGGACAACAACAACAACAUUUUCAUCAGAAAAUACCCUAUAUUACAACACAUGGUGUCAUGGAUCAUAAAAAGGUAUUACGUUCUAUUGAAAAUUGUUUUUCUGCUGUGAAUGAUGAAUGUUCAAAAAUAAUAAAAUCAAUGUGGGAUGAAUUAAGAGUUGAUGAACAGCCUGUGGGCGCUGGUAUACUCUCAGUAAGAAAAGGGAAAAAGCUUAUUCCACGAAUCAUAAGAUAUUUUGCAUCAGAUCAGAUGAUCAGUUUGCUUAGUGUUUUAGUGAUGAAUUUUGAAUCACUAGAUGUUUGUAAAGGUGCAAUAUGGGGAUCUCAAAUAUACGGUGCCUUAACAAUGCUUGAAGAUGUAGAGCUUUUUAUGAAUACUGUGGUUCCACCUCUAUUGCAAUACGUUGCAGAAGCCCCAAUUCAUAUCAUUAGUAGAUUAUUUGCAUUUUUCCUUGAAAAGAAUCAAAUCAUUUGGGUUUCAAGAUGCAAGGUCGGAUUGGCUUUCUUGACAAUGUUUUUGAGUCGUGCUGAAAUAUUGAAACAAGGACAUUAUGUUUCUUUAUUUCCUCCAUUUGGAUAUGGUAUUGAUGACAUGUAUGUAUGGCAAUUUCUUGCGGCAAUGGCUGUUGGUGCUUCAAUUGAGCAACAACAUGUUUUAGUAACUGAAGUGAGAGAGAGAGUAAUUGAAACAAUAUCAAAAGCUAACAAUAGAUUUGCAUCAGAUAAAACAGUUCAUAAAAUUGCAAAUGUCAAUUUAUUUUUAAAUGCAUUAGGACUUGAUGCAUCUCAGUUAAAUCUUUAG